This is a messenger RNA of Didymosphaeria variabile, 786 nucleotides long. RefSeq lists its product as uncharacterized. Lineage: Eukaryota; Fungi; Ascomycota; Dothideomycetes; Pleosporales; Didymosphaeriaceae. The record is from RefSeq and is a predicted model, not a curated record. The transcript is spliced from 3 exons. The coding region runs from base 1 to 786 and encodes 261 amino acids.
AUGGUCUACACACAUACGGCCUGGAAGGUCUUCACCAGGUUAUACGCCGAAUUAAAAGAAGGACCAGCUGCGUGGCAAGAAUACGUAACGAACCUUGAACACCUCAUCCAGAUCACCAAACGGAUCUCGUACCUCUCCGAGCGAGCACAGCUCAGCGCCUCGGGACAGAUAGCUACGCUUGUGUGCGAGUCACGCAAUAUCGCAGAGAAGGCUCUUUACACCGUUGCGAAGGCAAACACAAAGAUUUUCGGUAUCCGUUGGUAUUCGAUUGGGAUAACAGAGAUCUUGAAUCGCGCUUUCGAGUCACUCAAGGCGAAGAGGGAGAUACUGCUGCUGGCACUAUCGCACGAGAACCUGGUCCAACUGGCUUCCAUCAGUAGAGGUUAUACUGAAAGGCAACGACAUCUGGAAGACGCCACAAUGGAUCAAAAUGCUGCGUCUAAGGAGGUAGCUCGCAUAGAGCCUACGCCUACGCUCGAAAUUGAGAUGACCUCCAAGCAGGUCGGCAACGGAUCUACCAUGGUAUCGAACAAUGGCUUGGGACACAUACUGGAGCGAAUAAACGGAUCAGUGAAGUUGAGCACGAGCUCUGUGGGUGACCGCGUAGUCGUCAACAGCAACAACGUCUAUAUGGAGCCGGAUGUUAUCAAGAAGCAACUAGAGAUUGCCGAGAUAUAUGCUCGAGAUCAUGCUGGAGCACAACAAAGAGAGAACUUUCCGAUAAGUGGGGUCAGGGCAAAGAGCGUUGAACCAAAACAAGACACCUUAGCGUUGGAAGCACCAUGA